Molecule: messenger RNA, 12265 nt
Organism: Podarcis lilfordi (Lilford's wall lizard)
Lineage: Eukaryota; Metazoa; Chordata; Lepidosauria; Squamata; Lacertidae
Source: the annotation of a GenBank genome assembly
AUGCUUUGCCGCACUUAUGAUGUACAAGAUCCAAAGGUAAGUUGUGUUUGCUUGUAGGAGGCGAUGUUGUUAACUUUAGGCCUAAUUUGGCAGGGAACUGUUUUGCAAGCCCCACUUCAAAUGAUUGGAGGAAUCCCUAAAGCUAUUGCUGUACUCAGUAAACUAACUCAUGCACUUCAAGAGAGCCUCCUGAAUACAUUUUCUUGGUGGAAUGGAUCGGUCUCUCUCUUGCAAUUCUUAGCAGCUUGCAUAAAGCAUUUAACUUCAGAUGCAGCGGUAAUACUGCCUUAGACUGCAAUUCUGUGCAUGUUAAUCUAGAGUGAAUCCCUUCUGGACAUAUAUGUGGGUAAUCAUAUGUAGAUUGUUCAGACUCUGCAAGAAACAUUGAAUUAUUGCCUUAAUAAUUUAGCCUCUCCUCUCCUUCUCUUCCCUCCUUCAUUUAGAGUACAGCCAAGCCGGCAGACUGGAAAUAUCAGCAUGGCCUUGCCAUGUCAUGGCUAUCUUUAGAAUGCACAAUUAAUGCUAAUAUACACAUCCCACUACCAGUGACCUUGGCCAGCCACGACUUAGAGAAAAACACAAGGGUAACAGAACACUUGCUAUGCAUGACUUACAUCUUGUCCGUUUAAGCUAAUAUUUAUAUUUUAUGCUGUGAACUGCCCUGAGAUCUAUAGAUAAGGGGCGGUAUACAAUUUUAAUAAAUUAUAAUAAUUUAAGUUAAUGUAUAUUUAUAUAUUGGCUAUAAUGAUAUUUAUCGUUCUGUUGGAUUCUGCCUUUCCUUGCUUCUUUCUGAGCCUGGACAGCUUCUGUACUCUGCCCAUUAAGCCACUUGGAAGAUUCAGGACAGAUUUAAAAAAUACUUUACACAGCGCCUCGUGAAUGUGGCGGCCCUUCUUUAGAGACUAUGUUAAGGUGCUGGUAUAAGCACUUCUGUAGAUGUGUUUACAAAAGACAUGUUUUAACUAUAUUUUGGAAUCUAAAAUAAAAAAGUGGGCUGUGAUCAGCCGUAAACUGUUCUGAACUCAUUGGAGCAAGGGUGGGGAGCAUUUGGCCUUUACAUGUUGUUGAACUACAACUCCCAUCAGCCUUUACCAUUGUCAUGCUAGCUGGAGCUGAUGGGAGUUCUAGUUCAGCAAUAUCUGGAGGAUCAAAGGUUCACCACCCCUGCCUUGGAGGAAUGGCAGGAUACAAAUGUGAUUUUUUUUAAAGUUUAGGGUGUCUGAUGAUUGAACAGCCCUCUAUUGUUCAGGCUUCCAUGAUGAUCGCAUGUAAAUAAAGAUGUACUGGGCUGAACAUUAAAGUCAUGGAUUGUUCAGCAAUGCAACAUGCCUCCUUUUCUUUUCUUUUGUUUCCGCUUUAAAGAAUGGAUUAGCACGAUGGGCCAAACAGAUAGAGGAAGCUGUAUUUCUGAUCAAUGGUCAAGUUAGAGAGGAAGAUGCCGACUUACUGGAAGGGCAGGUAAGUGCUGAACAACGGAGUCUUAAUGCUGGCGUAGGUCACAAUGUUUAGAGAGGUAUGUGUUUUCAGUGGUCAGUUUAGCAUAGCUUGACUUGAUAAGUACACCUUUAUUUUGUAGAUAAUGGUGCUAUUGCAGGAAAGGUGGCCAAAUGAGUCUCAAAUACUGAAGCCAUGUGUCUCUUCUGAUCAAGCAGUAUUUUAACUGUCCACAUGGUAGUAAGCAAACCAUGCAUAAUGAUUUGCCAGUUGACCAGAAGAACUUUAUACACUGAUCAGAAGGUCAGCGGUUUGAAUCCCCGCGAUGGGGUGAGCUCCCGUUGCUCUGUCCCAGCUCCUGCCAUCCUAGCAGUUCGAAAGCAUGCCAGUUCAAGUAGUUAAAUAGGUGCCGCUGCAGCAGGAAAGAAAACAGUGUUUCAGUGUGCUCUGGUUUCCGUCACGGUGUUCUGUUGCGCCAGAAGUGGUUUAGUCCUGCUGGCCACAUGACCCAGAAAGCUGUCUGUGGACAAAUGCCGGCUCCCUCGGCCUGAAAGCGAGAUGAGCGCCACAACCCCAUAGUCACCUUUGACUGGACUUAACCAUCCAGGGAUCCUUUACCUUUUACCUUUAUAAUUGGUAACUGGUAAACUGUGUUCCUCCUUUCAGAAUGUUCACCUGUCUCCCAGAGUCAAGGGCAAUUGCUCAGUAGUAGCCUGCAUGCUUUUCAUGCAGAAGAUCCCAGUUAGAGCUGGGAGAGACCCCUGUCCGAAAUCCUGGAAAGCCACAGUAGUUAGUGUAGACAGUUCUGAGUUAGAUGGAUUUGUGGUCUGAUCUGGUAUGAGACAGCGUCCUGUGGAGGAAAAGAGUAUCCCACUAGGAUGAGAAAUUCGGGAUCAUUGUGAUUGUGGCAAUUUAUAUUUUGUGUGUCUUUAAAAAGAAAUGAAAAAACCCUCUUUCCUAUACUACUUCUUUCUUACAGCAAGGUAUUCUGCAUGUCCAUGCAUUGGUCAUUCUUUCACCACCAGUUUGAUGUACCUAGUCUAUGUGUUUAUUUUCUGAAACUGGAUACCUAAUGUUUUGGGGCUUUAUAUCGUGAAAUGUAUUUUGCGUAUAGGGCUUCCCAAAGUCCUGAGUGACCACCAUAGUGCUUUGUAGCCUUGACUGCUGAGGGCUGAGCCCAAGGAUAGAAUUUGCAGUUUUGUUUGUUCUUCCACACAAAUACAGAAUUAAAGACUGUUAGGAGAAAAUGUGCAACGUUUUCAGAAAAAAACGUAUCCAACAUUUAUCUUGUAAAAUUCACAACACCCAAAUUCUAUCUUUGGAUAUGGAACACAUGAAUUAUUUUCUCUGCCAUUUUCUGUGUUUCAAUUAUCUUUACAGAAAAAGUCUGCAAGAGGAAACACGCCAUCAGCUACUCAGAGCCUUGAUGUUCGGGUUUUAAUGCAAUUGGUAAGUAAAUUCACCACUGCAAUGGUAAAAAGAGAGUGAUGUGAAAAGUCCCUGGUUUAGUUCUAUGAAUUCACUUGAUGGCCUUAUGUAAUCUACUGUUUGUUGGCCUCUGCCUCUCUUCCAUGGGGCAAACAGUAAAGGCCUACGGAAUAUCUCUAUAGGAGAAGGUCACUUCCUUUUCUUCCAUGCUGAUUUAAAUUCCCACUGGAUUCUUGUUUGAGCAUGAUGUUUGGGAGCUUAGCAGCUAUAAGAGAUGGAAGCUGGGAAGUCCCCUGUUGAAGUCUCCCAUUCCCUACCUAAAUUGUGGAAUUUCCAGCAGAGAUGCAGAAUAUAGCACAUAACACUUUAUAGCUACUAUCUCUCAGCAUCAGGGAUGAGCACUAAAAGUGCUUUUCAAGUGUUUGGCAUUAAUAGUCUAAACCAGCCUUUCUCAACCUAGGGUUCCCAGAUGUUGUUGGACUGAACAUCAUCCCUGACUGACUAUGGAUGAUGAAGUUGUGGUAAACUGUAGGGUGUAAAUCUUACUCUAAAGGUUGUUGUAAGUUGCCGACCUAUAGAGAUGAAGUUGCAAGUCAAAUCAGUUGGGGUCUGUACAGAUGUUCCAAGAGGCCAGAUGAAAAAGUAGAGGCCCUUAUGCUCAGUGGCUUGAUGCUAAUCCUCAAAAGAUUAACAUGGCUGUGACAGCAGAGCAUCUGAUUUUGGCAAGCUGUUUUUUAACUGAGACUGAAGCUGAAAUCAGGAGUGUUAAAAUCUUAAUUUAUACUGCUGGUGAAAACUGUUGUUCCUGUAGGCCAGGCUUCCUCAACCUCGGCCUACAAUGUUUUUGGCCAACAACUCCCAUGAUCCCUAGCUAGCAGGACCAGUGGUCAAGGAUGAUGGGAAUUGUAGUCGCAAAACAUCUGGAGGGCUGAGGUUGAAGAAGCCUUAUGUAGGCUGAUCCCUUGUUGAUUUCCCACGCCCCAAAUGCGGAUCAAUAGUACUUUCAGAAUGAUAGCAACACCUGUCAUCUUCUUGUACAGAGGGGAAAGGGAAUAAGCCUGCAAUGUGAAUACUAGAAAGCUCCAUGUUUUAAUGUUGCAAAAGGUUAGGUUAAAUAUAUUUUGGUGAGAACACAUCGUAGCAUAUAAAACAGCCAGAGAAUUUUAAAACUGUAAACUCUGGAAAUGUAAAAGUGGUCAAGAAAUUGAGAAAUCUGUGCUUGAGACUUCUUUAUGUUUUCUCUUUCAGUCACGUAGUUCAAAUGCCAGAUCCACAGCAACAGUCCAGAUAUGCAGCGGCUCCAUAAAUCUUAAAGGUGCUUUAAAAUGCAAAGCUUACAUCCAUAAUAACAAGCCCAGAGUUAAAGAUGCUGUUAAGGUACUUUUGCUGCCCUUCAGUCUACUGAAGGAUUUGGUCUUAAUCCUUGCAUCCCAGAUAUUUUAGCAAGCAAGCAAGCAAGCAAGCAGAUUUUGUUGUGUUUUCAGAAACCUGCCAUCAUACAAUUUCAGCAUAAAGGUCCUCAAACUGUUUAGUUUUCUACUGAGCAUUAAUCCAGAAUAAAUUUGUAAAAACUAAAAGAACAAUAGCAUACAAAUGAACAUAAUGGAACGGUAUAGUACAGUGGUACCUCGGGUUACAUACGCUUCAGGUUACAUACGCUUCAGGUUACAGACUCCGCUAACCCAGAAAUAGUACCUCGGGUUAAGAACUUUGCUUCAGGAUGAGAACAGAAAUCGUGCUCCGGUGGCGUGGCAGCAGCAAGAGGCCCCAUUAGCUAAAGUGGUGCUUCAGUUUAAGAACAGUUUCAGGUUUAGAACGGACCUCUGGAACGAAUUAAGUACUUAACCCGAGGUACCACUGUAUACAGUUACAUAGAGUUCAGAAGGGAAAUUCCUAGCUAGGAGUUUCACAAGUAUAUCCUUACCUACUUUCAUUUAAAUUUUUAGCAGUUUUUGUCAAAACAGCCAUUAUGAAUUAUACUGUUCUGAACGUGACAUACCUACUCUGAUCAGACAGUAAAUAUAGUAACUUCUCAUCUAUUGAUUUCCUUCUGAGUUUCAACAGUAGUUGCAACAUUUAGAUCACAGUUCCAUAUACAUUUCAUGCCCCUGUAAAGAUGUGUUUGAUCCUCCACAACUAAUGAAUUGCAUUAGCAUUCCACCUUGGGAGUCCAGGGUUUGGCUGUCCUCUCCUGGGUUUCUGUAUGUCAUCCCAUAUCUCACAUGGGUCUGGGAUAAAGGGAAAUAUAGUGAGAGCAGGAGCCUCCAGCCUCUCCAUCUCCAGCCCCUGCAACUGAGGAUGCUAAGGAUGCCUCUGUUUACUUGCAGUAUCUGCCUUCCUGCUCUGUCAGAAGCCACAGUUUUCUUCCGUUGAAGGAACCAUAAGCAGGUAGCAUUUGCAACAUGUUCAACAGCUGCCAGUCUCACUUCUGGGAUUCUUUGGCAUUCUAGAAGAUGCAAUCUCAGGACUAUAUUACCCAUUCUUUGGCCCUUUGCCCAAAACUGGACCAGCUACCCGGCCCUGAAGGCAGGCUGAGCUUUCACAUAUUGCUUGUUUAACCUUUAAUACCUCCCUGACUUGUUGCCCAGUGGAAAGAGGCUUCAAACGCUGGAAUGUCUUUGUAUCUUUUUGUUCUUGCCUUUGCAGGCCUUGAAGAGAGAUAUAAUAAACACUCUCUCUGAUCGUUGUGAAAUGUUAUUUGAAGACCUGCUUCUAAACGAAACACCAGGAAAGAAAAGUAAGAGCGGGCGGAAGGAAUUGUAGGACUAUAUCUAGUUGUUGUUUUUUUAAUUGCUUUUGAAUUUGGAUUUUAAAAAUGAAUUCCUUCUAAGGAAUAGGAGGACGUACUUAUUUAUUAGUGAAAACAAGGGUGGAGUCAUGUAAGUCCAUGUGUCUGAGUACUGCAUGUGAAAGCUGCUUAUACUACUCUAACAAUAACUAGGUUUUUUCCUGAGCAAAUUAUUCAAACUAGUUUCUCCCCAUUGCUUUUUUUUUUUUGAGCGGGGGAGGGCAAUGAAUGCAAACUUAACUGCUUGCAGCCCAAUCUGAUGCAUGACCUAGAUGUCACUGCACCAUUGAAACGGCAAUAUUAUUAAUUGCCUGCAAUUUUUAGUUGCUUCUUUAGGUGGCAUAGUUUGUCUACAUAUGUGCAUGCUUUUGCAUAUUAUGGGCCAACUAAGUUUGCUUUUUAGAGUUAAAACAAAUAGUUUAGGCUCAUUUCCCCUUCUUCUUCGAAGCAUUCUGUGCCCUCAAGUUUGCUUUUUGUCAUUUAUUAGCCAAACUUCCCAGACUGCAAUAGCGGAUAAUCAUUGUCGGUUUACUGCAGUAAAAAUGAAUUGGAGAGCAACGGGGGCAGGAGGGGGGAGACAUUUGGGACAUCCCCCCCCCCCCAAUACAGGAGAGCAAGUAAAACAUCCCGGUUAAUUUUUUUGUGGCAGCUUCCCACCUUCCUCAGCAAACUGCUUCUCCAGCACAUCAUUUGACCUUGGUAUCAAAAGUUAGGAGCAGAGCCAUUGAAAUGAAUGGACUGGUCCAUUCAUCUCAUUGCUUCUACUUUGAGUGGAACUUGGUUGGCUACAAUCUAAUAUAUAAAAUCUCUCUUCCCCACCCCCGGAAUAAAUCCAGCUUGGAAGACCAGGCAGUGGCUUCAGCAGGCUUACAGCCUUGUAAGAGAAUUUGUGGAGCUUUACUGAGAAAUUAUAUUUUCCUCCAUGUUUGUGGGCUGUUCUGAGUGAUCAGUCUCUGUGGCGCAGGAUAGCAGACUUGAGAUCCCCUUGGCACGGCCAUGGCAUCACCGCUGCUAGUCGGUCCCUUCUGCCAGAUAACUCCUCAACAGAGCUUUCAGACAUGCAUUCCGUGUCAGCACCAGUGCUAUGGAAAGAUGCAAGUUGGUGACAUUGUUAUAUUGUAUGUUUCAUUUUUAAGAUUUGAUACCUCACCAAGUAAUCCAUAUGCUUCUUGCAGCACCUGCAGUGCAGGUUAAAUUAAUAUAAAAUUGAGAUUGCGUAAUUAGGGCAUGUGACACACCUAUACAGACAUAGUGCUGAUGCUGCCUGAACACAGAAACACCGGAGUAUAUACUAGUAGUCACAAUGUCCCUUAGUGGUGUUCAAUAUUUUAUUAAUAAUAUUUUAUUUUAUAUUUCUGUUUUAGAUUCUGAAAGGGAGUACCACACCUUGCCUUGCAGAGUGUUUGCUCCCAUCGUUGGGUCCAGCGUGUUGCUGUGCGACUAUAAGUUUGGAGACGAGACAGCCAGGGAAAUCCAAGAGCGCUUCCUUGAGAUGCUGGAUCAAGCUGUUCAACCAGAGGAUUUGCAGACAGCUGAGGAAAUGAAUAUGGGUAAAUAUAGCCACUAAGUUAAGAGGCGGAUUACGCUUUGCCAGGAAUUAUAGAGAAGCUCAACCUGUGGAACAAGCAGAGCUUAACACUGGCUCCUAAAAUGUUUUCUGCCUCAAACCUGAGCCUCAACAAGUGACGUCCAAGCAAGAGGGAAAGUUGGGUUUAGGCUAUUCACUUUCAUCCAUAUUGGUCUAAAUGGUGGCAUUACUGGAAACCUGGUAGUGGGGCCUAGUGGUGUGGCGGGGUCUGCCAAAGGUCAGUACAAAACAACCAAACUUUAAACAUAAAAUGUAAGAGAAUACCUACAAGAUUUUAAUAAUAAUAAUAAUAAUAAUAAUAAUAAUAAUAAUAAUAAUAAUUUUUAUUUAUACUCUGCCCUUCCUGGUUUAAAAACCAGGCUCAGGGCGGCUAACAACAAAUAUAAAACAUUGAUUAAAAUGCGACUUAAAAACAGCAUAAAACAGCAUAGAAUACAACAUAAAAUGCAGCAUCAAUAUCAAUAAAAUUCAAAAAUUCAGGGGUCAUUUUUGGAAGGAAAAAACACACCCAGUCAGUAGACAUUGAAUGAUCACCAGGGCUAACUGGCUAAGUUGGUCCUACUAGGGCCAGCAAGGAGACCAGGGAAGAAUUUAAAUGUGGGGUCACAGAAAGGGUUUCUUUAUAGAAGAGGAAAGGGAAAAGGGAAUAGUAAAAAGGUAAAGGGACCCCUGACCAUUAGGUCCAGUCGUGACCGACUCUGGGGUUGCGGCGCUCAUCUCGCUUUAUUAGCCGAGGGAGCCGGCGUACAGCUACCAGGUCAUGUGGCCAGCAUGACUAAGCCGCUUCUGGCGAACCAGAGCAGCGCACGGAAACGCCAUUUACCUUUCCGCCGGAGCGGUACCUAUUUAUCUACUUGCACUUUGAUGUGCUUUUGAACUGCUAGGUUGGCAGGAGCUGGGACCGAGCAACGGGAGCUCACCCCGUCGUGGGGAUUCGAACCGCCGACCUUCUGUUCGGCAAGUCCUAGGCUCUGUGGUUUAACCCACAGCGCCACCCGCGUCCCUAAAGGGAAUAGAGAAUAGAGGAUCAGGCUAAUUCAAAUUGAAGGCCAGGCGGAAUAGCUCUGUCUUACAGGCCCCACAAAUAAUAACAUUUAAUAACAUUUAUUUUUAAAAAGUAGCUUGUAAUGCUUCUUAGGCCUUGCACUCAGUCCGAAAUUGGGAACUUCUCAUUCACCUUUCUGAGUAAAGACCAAGCUAGAUGUGGCCAAAACAGUCCCGGGUGGAAUCUUCCAACAUCUAUCUUUUCCUAAAAGCAACACCAUGGGAUUUUGAAUGAUCUCCUCCGCUUCCAGUGUUGCAGACCCAAACAAAAUGAUACCUGAGCAGUAUGUUUUUCCUUUUGCAGCUAAUUGCACUUAGGCAGUAUUUGAAUUAGGGCCACAGCACGGCGGGAAACACUACAGCCCCAGUCCAAAUCAGAACAAGAAAGUUGUCUUUGGGGAGCCAGCCAGGAACUUCCUGCAUUACAUCUAGUUUGGCACUUGGUAAAAGAGCAAAAGACUUGUUUUCUUUGUGUAAAACCAAAACUGAAUAUUCAAGGUAUAAACUUGGAAAAUAGCCCUUGCCUGUGGCUAUGGUCCUGGCAUGAAAGCAAGGACAAUGGAAAGGAAAAAGGCAACACGACAGCUAAAAGUUCUAGAAACUUGGGUUGUUUGAAACGAGGCGAUUCUGCCCUCUAAUACUGUAUAGAUUAUGUUGACUACCUUAUACAGUGGUACCUUGGUUUGCGAACAGCCUAGUUUCCGACCAUUUUGGAUUGCGACCAGUUCAAACCUGGAAGUGCACAUUUUAUUACUACCCAAUUUUUUUGGUUUACAAACAAUUUUUUGGAUUACGACCCCCCCCCUUUUUUUUUGAGGCCCCAUUGGCGAAAGCGUGCCUUGGGUUACAACCUGUUUUGGUUUACGAACGGACCUCUGGAACGGAUUAUGGUUGUAAACCAAGGCACCACUGAAACUUUCCAUUUUGGGUCCAUAGUUCAGUCCUUAUGCUGUCACACCCACUGUUUCUAGUGCUCUCCUGUCCUUCUCUGGUUAGCUUUCUUAACAGUCCCUAAAACAAAUUAACUUGACUCACUUUAGAAGUUUGUAGUUGGAAUUAAUAAAUAAUCCAUAAAUUAGCUUGCACUUAAAAAAACCAAAAACAAAACCCUAACUUGUUUAGAUAUGGAAUUUGCUAUGCUUUUCUAUUCUUUAGCAUAAGCAAAUACGUUUUGCAUCAGGAAGUUCCUUCGCUAAAUCCCUGUUGCUACCAUCAAGGGGUUAAGUCCUCUUGAGUAGAUCAACACAAAUAAGAUUUCAGCGAGGGUAAUCCCUUCUCCUGUACUCAUUCUUUCUUAUCUAGUGGAAGACCUAAUGAACUCAAGCAAUAGGUCUUCUGGCCUCUACAGAGCUGUGUAGCUGUGAGUCACUUUUGAGUCGCUUCUGGCGUUAUUGUUGAGAUAAAGCCUUCCUAGCAUUUUUAGACCCUGAGAUAUGAGGUUUAAGCCUCAUUUCAGUGGUUGUGUGUGUGUGUAAGUAAGACCCGUGACUAGGUAUUCUGUACUCGGACUAAAUUACGCACAUGCGUUUUGCAUAUGUUUACUUGAAGCUGAUCCUACAGUUUUCUGAAGAGUUUGGACAAGGCUAUGUGUUACUGGGCAAGGAGGGGAGACAAGUGUGUGAGAAUGGGAUUAGGGUGAAUCCACAAAGACCAUUUUUGUAUCUUCUUUCUUAAACCAGUUGAAGUAACCCCCCUGAAGGAAUUCCAAGAUGUUGUGCAAGAGAAACGGUUGACUAAAGAAGUGCUUCUGUUGAAGCUUCAUCAAAAUAUAGGUAGGUAGGCUCCAGCAAUUGCUCUUGCACCAAUGGAAGCAAUGAGUGGUAUUCAACACUAGUCCUACUUGGAGUAGACCUAUUGCAUUUAUCUGCAUGACUAAUUUAGAUUCAUUAAUUUCAAAAGCUCUACUCUGAACAGGAUUUAGCCGAAUACAACCCAGGGGGAAAUGAGAAACAGGUGCAGUCGUUGUGGUUGAUAUUGGCGCCCCAAAUGAGCAUUCUCUCUACAGUGCAUCAGACUGAGCUUCCCAAUUUCAAAGGUCAUCUGUGAUGCCUUAUUGGGUAUAAAGAACUGAGGGUGGCAUGACAGGGUCCUACUAGAACAGAAACGCAGUCUGUUUUGCCAGUGUUUUGCACUUACUUAGCCACCCCUUUAGGAUAUUGCAUGCCAGCAGGGGCACAAUUAUAACAAUUCGUGAAAGCAGCAGAAUUCAGAUGCCUGCUGUGUUAACCUGAACAUUUGUUUUAAUUUCCUUCCUUCCUUUCCUUCAAAACAAAAACAAUUUGCCAAGGCAGCAAUCCUGUAUCCGUUUACCUGGGAGUAAACUGCACUGAAACCAGCAGUACUUAGUUCUGAAUAGACAUGUGUGGGAAUGUACUAUAAAAUGGGAGUGGUUUUAGUUAGCGUAAAAGGUAAAGGUACCCCUGACCAUUAGGUCCAGUCGCGGAAGACUCUGGGGUUGCGUGCUCUUCUCACUCUAUAGGCCAAGGGAGCCAGCGUUUGUCCGCAGACAGCUUCCGGGUCAUGUGGGCAGCAUGACUAAGCUGCUUAUGGCGAACCAGAGCAGCGCACGGAAAUGCCAAUUACCUUCCCACUGGAGCAGUACCUAUUUCUCUAGUUGCACUUGAUGUGCUUCCAAACUGCUAGGUGGGCAGGAGCUGGGACUGAACAAUGGGAGCUUACCACGUUGUGGGGAUUCGAACCGCUGACCUUCCGAACAGCAAGCCCUAGGCUCUGUGGUUUAGACCACAGCGCCACCUGCGUCCCUUUAGUUAGGGAACAAGCAUCUAUUCCUCAAAGCGUGGGGCAAGGUGGCAGGACAAACUACUAGGCAAUGCCGUGAUACAGCUGUUUGACUGUUGGCCUUAGAGCAGAGUAUAAAUAAAAUUAUAGGCAUAUAGGAGCGACUAGAGAAAGUAAAAAACAAAAACACACAAAUUAAGUCUACGGUCUCUCAUCUUUUCCAUUCUUUCUCACUUGUUGUCUUUCUUGAUAUCUGUUAUCUGAGUCUUUUGUGGUUGUGGUUGAUAUCUGUGAUGCCUGAAUCUCCGAGUGCAAAAGGAUAGAAUGAGUUAUGCAUGUCAGAGGCCUCGGAUAGAUCCCUGAGCUAAGGUAACGGCAGUUGAAGAAAGGGGCUGGGAUUAGUCAGUGCACAGAGAGGAAGUGUUAUUGUCACAUGUCUGGUAAAGCCUUUGCAAUGUACGGUGGAGCAACAGGAUUUCACUUGCCCUGCCUUGCCUAAUGUGCUCCAUGUCAUGUGUAAUUGAUGUGUAUAUGUGUCAACACCUUUAUAGUGUCUGUGAAUCAGCUUUGAAGGUCCUGUUUCUACAUUUUGUGGUAACGUUAAUGUGCCUGAAAUUUGGAGCAGAUCUAGCCCAGGUCCAGUCAAUUAUCUCUCUAUCUUUUUAUCUGCAAGCUGAACCUAGCCAGCAGAGAUCUGGUAAACCUCAGUCUGUUUCCAGACCUUAUUUGAACAGGGGCAGUAAAAACUGUCAGCCUCUCUGCAUAUUCAGCCUCAUAAGUGUGGGUCACCCCACAUGCUCACACCUUUCAAGCUUGCUGGGUGAAGGUCAUGUAUCAGUCGUGAAAUUAGAUUUUGUGCACAGACUUGUCAGCUACAUGUUACAUCCAACACAGAGAAGCAAGGUGGGGCCUGGAGUCGAUCUGUGCCAUUGUGCGGCAUGUUGAUUUUGUAUACUUUGCGUUGUCUGUGACGGAAUUGAGAAAAUAUGCGUAUCGUUGAAGAGAAUGGAAAUGGCUAUCUGAACCCUUAUAUAUUUUGAAUGUUGCUGGUGAACAAGUACUGUGUUUCAGGGACUUCCAUUGUGUCUCUGCUAAUCUCUUUCCCACUCCUUGCCUUUUUGACAAUCAAGUUCUCCUUUUCACGUACUGAAUUUGCCUUUCCUUUGUCGUUUUCAGGAGUGGUGAUAGCAGUGGCUGUCGCAAUAUCCGCAGCAGCCUUCUCCUUCAACUAUUUCAGCGACUAG